This is a messenger RNA of Neolamprologus brichardi, 3593 nucleotides long. RefSeq names its product ATR interacting protein (gene atrip). Gene Ontology annotation, biological process: DNA damage checkpoint signaling; DNA repair. The record is from RefSeq and is a predicted model, not a curated record. Lineage: Eukaryota; Metazoa; Chordata; Actinopteri; Cichliformes; Cichlidae.
AGGCACACCGGAGCGGGAUGAACGACACACUUCUGUCUUGUCAACUUUAGUUUGGUGUUGUUUAUGUGCUGUUGUACCAUAUUAUACAGCAUUUCACUGUUUAAUUCAUGGGCGCCGUGUAAAGGAGUUCUAUUUAAGACACUCUCUAUGUCUUUUUAAUCAAUAAAUCCAAAUAUUGUUUUGACUGAAUGAGGUUUUGUAGCUUAGCAGGCUAACUUCCCAUUGGAAAUCACGGCUAGUUUUUGCUAGCUUAGCUGGCAGCAGCGACAGCCAGAGAAGCCAGAGGCAAGCAUGAACUGUCCCCCAACAAAGCGUCUCCGUGGCCUGAACAAGGAUGUAGUGACAGCAGUGGCUUUUGAUGACCCUUUUGGAGAUGAUGAAGAAUUCACCCAGGAAGUCUUAGAUGAAAUCGAUGAUAUCGCCUCGCAAGCCAUCACGUCGGCUUCGGAAGGUGUAGAGCCAGGGACAGGAUCCAAAACGACUCAGCCAGCCCGCGGGUCAUCCUGGCCAUCCUCCUUUGGGCAGAACAAACCUGUGAACAAAACCACAUCUAAUCAUAGCAGAGAAAAUGCAUUUUCUUUAAACAGUAGCCACAGAGAGAAUGCGGGGAUACCAAGUAGAGAACCACUGGGUAACAGGCAGCAGCAGUUUGGGUCAGACAGAGAGGACUCCUACGGUCUCCUGGAGGCUCAGCAUGCAGAGCUGAAGAGGAAGCUGAAGGAGGUGGAAGAGGAGAUUGUGUUGAAGAGCGGGGAGAUCCGGGUCCUGAGGGACUCUCUAAAAGCAGCUCAACAGGAGAAGGAGACUCAGAGACAGAAUCAGACCCUACUGGACACUCAAAGACAGAAAGAGCAUAGUGAAAGGGAAAAGGAGCUUAACAGGAAGGUUCAGUCUCUGCAGUCUGAACUGCAGUUUAAAGAAGCAGAGAUCAAUGAGAUGAAGACCAAACUGCACACUUCAGACAAAACCAAAACAGCCUCUCCGCUGCCUAGGAACAGUCCUAAAAUCCUGAAUCAUGGAAGCAGCAGCUCAUCCUCUCCAAUAGGAAAUGGUUUCAUCACCAAGGAGAUGUUUGGAGCCCAGGUAUCAUCCAGAGUGACACCAGUGAAGGCACGGAGAGAUGCAGAGAGAGGAGCAUCCAGCAGCAAAUCUAGUGAUGUGUCUCGACCAGACCCCUUCCUGUCUGUCAGACCAUCUCAUCUGCAGCACAGAGGUGGCAUCCUGCUGGGGUUAUUGCUGCAGCAGCCUCUUUCUCCCAGCAGCCUUGGGCUCUCUCAUUUGCUGUCUAUGAGUCUGACUGACAGUCACCUGACAUCCAGUCGGCUGUCAGCAGGUUUUCUGCUCAACUCUGAUGCUGCAGCUGGUGUCAGUGGAGGUGGAGCUCCCAGAGCUGCUCUUAAUCCUGUCCAGAGUCUGGCUGUAACUGGACUCAACAUGCUGAGUCAGAGCCAACCGGCAUCUGCAGCCAGCAGCAAAAACAGGUCGUGUCCUGGAGGUGUCCUCCUCCUCUCUCUGUUGGACCUUCACCUGUCUCAGCUAUGCCAGUCUUUGGACUCGCUCCGCUCCUCCUCCGCUAGCAGCAGUGGUUUAGACUCUUCAACUGCCAAUACACUUCCAGCAGGCCGCACUGCUGCAGCUUCUGCUGGGCUGGGAAGACUGGAGGAGGCUCGUUUAUGUGGGUUUAACGUGGAGGACAUUGGACUAGCUGCUCUGAGGCUCCUUUGUCUCCUGCUUGUCCACAGUGAUGAGGUGGUGGAGGCUGUGUUGUCAAAGGAGAGUCAGAGCAGAGCCAUCGACCAUAAGGCAGAUGGAGUGGACCUCUGCUCUCAGAACACUUUGUUACAGUCACUGCUGCGGUUGUGUGAUCCGUGGCCCGGUGGAAGCAGCCCACAGAUUGAGGCGAUUUCCCUCAAUGCCAUGAAGACUCUGUGUGUCUUAAUUGAGAGAACGCCAGACAAACAUGUUGACAGGUUAGAGUGUGUGAUGCCGGUGGUGUGUACGUGUCUGUCAGUGGACAGCCGGUUCCAGACAGUUUCACAGUGUGUGUCCAUCCUCACAUCGAUGUCUGACCAUGAAGCACUGGCGAAGAAGCUAUGCUCUCAGCAUGAUCCCUGUGUUUUCUUGAAGUUGCUUCAGUUCAUCAGGACAAGACCAGACAACCACACAGCACACACAAACUGGAUUCAGCUAGACCUUCAGGUGGUUCGUUUGUUGAGCAGACUGAUGACUCAGAGAUCAGAGAGCUGGGCUACCAACCGGCGGAGCAGCUGUCACUGUUAUACUGAGCUGGUUCAGACAGCAGUGAUUGUUUUCCAUCGUCAGUGGUUAGAUCUGCGUGGUUCUCAGGAGCAAACAGACCCAACAGGGUUUGCCUCACCUCUGCAGCCAUGCUGUAGCUCUUCUUUGCCAUGGUGGCACAGCUCAGCGGCAUCUCUGCUCAGAGAGUGUGUGCUGCUGUUGCAUUGGUUGCUUCUAGAUCAUGGCAGCUUCUCCGAGAGCUGCAGGCCGCUCCUGCACAUGUACGACCAGGUGAUCCCUGCUGUUCGAGACACGCUGAGGAAGAUCCCGGAUCUGACCGAGAGCGAGGAGUUGGCAUUGGACGAGAUCUGCCGCUCAGAGGGGGAUGAAGCUGAUGACAUGGACACUGACGCCGGCUCCUAAAUGGCUGCUCCCACUGACCUCUUGAUUUAGUGACGCAUGCCAACAUGAGGGACAGUUUACUGACUGCUGAUGCAAUAUGUUUUAGACUGGAACAAGGACAGAGCAGCCUGUGGUUCUUAUCAGACUUCUAAGUGAAGUGAAGGUUUCACAGAAAUGGAAUAGAGGUGAGUCAGAGGUCUGACUGAAGUAAUGAACACAGAGUGUUUACUCUGCUUUCAGAUGGGAUUUCAUAAUAAAACAUGAAGGUGAGGGGGGAAAAAUCUCCUGUCAGUAUUUAUGUUUACUUGUAAUCUUUCUUUUCUUUCUCUUCUCCUACUUUCUUUGUUAAAGUCAAGGCUACUCUUUUAUUUCUCUGUGCUUUUAACUAAUAUGUAGCUGGGUAUUGCCCCACAACUAUCAAAUAUCAGUACAACUAUUGAUAUUUAAAAAAAAAGGGUGGAAUUUCUUAACUGCUGUAUAAUUUAUAAUACUAUGACACAGUUCCAGUUAUACUCAGACUAUUCUUACUGCAACUCUCCAGUUCUUUAUUACUGGAUGAUUAGCAGAUGAUACUCUGCACCACUUUUGGAAAUUUCAUCAGUUUUUCCCAAGACCCUCUCUGAAUAUGGAGCUACCCUAAACUUUGCACAUGCACAGACAGGUCAACAGACCUUGUCUCUCUUUCUAGCACCUCUAAGGGUCAUUCACUUGUUUGCACAAUUAUAUACAAACAUGUUUUAUUUUUAUUAUUAUGUUUAAAAAUUAAGGGUGUAAAAUUGAAAGCCAAUGAUACCAAAAUGCUGGUACAGGUACACUUUAGACUUGAAAAAAUGUUGUCUUAAGAUAAUAUGGGGAUUGUGUGUACGUGUAAAAGAGACCAUAUGCAUGCAGGCUCAGAACACGUCAAGUUUAUUUAAUUAAAAUUCAACAAAAAAAACCCUUUGACACCAAAA